AUGGGAGAGAGUUUUAUUGACAACAGCAGAGCACUCCACACCAGGACGACCACACCAGGAAGACUACACCAGGAAGACCACACCAGGAAGACCACACCAGAAGACUACACCAGUAAGACCACACCAGGAAGACUACACCAGGAAGACCACACCAGGAAGACCAAACCAGGAAGACCACACCAGGAAGACUACACCAGGAAGACCACACCAGGAAGACCACACCAGGAAGACUACACCAGGAAGACCACACCAGGAAGACCACACCAGGAAGACUACACCAGCAAGACCACACCAGGAAGACUACACCAGGAAGACCACACCAGCAAGACCACACCAGGAAGACCACACAAAGACCACACCAGGACGACCACACCAGGACGACCACACCAGGAAGACCAUACCAGGACGACCACACCAGGAAGACCACACCAGGAAGACCACACUAAGACCACACCAGGACGACCACACCAGGAAGACCACACCAGGAAGACUACACCAAGACCACACCAGGACGACCACACCAGGAAGACCACACUAAGACUACACCAAGAAGACUACACCAGGAAGACCACACCAGGAAGACUACACCAGGAAGACCACACCAGGAACAACACACCAGGAAGACCACACCAGGAAGACCACACCAGGAAGACUACACCAGGAAGACCACACCAGGAAGACCACACCAGGAAGACCACACUAAGACUACACCAGGACGACCACACCAGGAAGACUACACCAGGAAGACCAGACCAGGAAGACCACACCAGGAAGACUACACCAGGACGACCACACCAGGACGACCACACCAGGAAGACUACACCAGGAAGACCACACCAGGAAGACCACACCAGGAAGACCACACUAAGACUACACCAGGACGACCACACCAGGACGACCACACCCGGAAGACCACACUAA
Knipowitschia caucasica is the source of this 921-nucleotide messenger RNA. The record is from the annotation of a GenBank genome assembly. Lineage: Eukaryota; Metazoa; Chordata; Actinopteri; Gobiiformes; Gobiidae.